Messenger RNA from Arvicola amphibius (Eurasian water vole), 4475 nucleotides. It is a transcript of the gene Tex9, whose product is annotated as testis expressed 9. The record is from RefSeq and is a predicted model, not a curated record. The transcript has 9 exons. The coding region runs from base 3467 to 4360 and encodes 297 amino acids. NCBI's taxonomy places the organism in Eukaryota, Metazoa, Chordata, Mammalia, Rodentia, Cricetidae.
UCUUGAAGAACUUUUAAAAUGGUAAGCAGCUUGGUUGUAGCUGCUUUGGAUGCUAGCUCCUCCUCUCUCUACUUUGAAAAUGAUGGAGGUACGAUUACUGCCAGCUCUGGGACCGCCAGCACUUUGAGAAUGAGCAUGCAGCACUUAACCCUUUUUAUCUGAGAAAUAGCUAAAUAUGCCAUGCAGAGCAUUGUGUGGCCUGGAAAUAUCUCUGUGUAUGGUGGCAGGAAUCCGCCAUGCUUUCCUGCCUGUGCAGUCCUAGCAGUCCUGAUCCCGCCACCUGCCCAGGUGGGGGAGGGUGUGCUGAGCUACCAGCAUGGUCUCAACUACUUUUCCAAGUGGGCAUACAAGAACUCUGGAUGCAAUAGUGUGUGGUACUCAUUGGAACCAAGGAAGAGAGAAUCACACAGCACAGAAACUGCGUGUGGCUAGAAUUACACUGUGUAACUCUCAAAACAACUGUGAGUUCUCAGAAGAAGCUUAAAGGCAUGGGCUGUUAGAGGACUGUCACUGCCUCUUACUUUGAGUUUUUCUUUCUAGUAAAUCAGUAAAAGUAUAUCUUGUAUCAUUAUUUGCCAUGUGCAUAUGUUCAUAUAAUGAUAAAUCAUUUAUCUGCAUCAUAUGUGAGUCUAUCUGAUGGUUAAUUUAAGAAGAUACUUAAUAGCUCCCCAAAUUCCAAAGGUUGGAUUACAGAUAAAAUUGGGCCUGGCUUUUAUCCAGUAAAUGAAAGAACUGAGAUGCUGUACUGGUAGCUAAUCCUUACUUCCUGAUGAAGCAAGCAGAAGACUGAUUUUACAAGUGUAAAAAUGAACCUGCUGAUUUUCUUUUACUGAGUUUUUCUCAUGUCCAAAGUUGUGAUGAGACCUCUGUUUACCUGGUACAAGUGGAUAUUUUUUUAACACUUACUAUUUUUUGUUUGUGUCUUUGUGUGCCCACAUGUCUGUAUGCAUGUGUGGAAGUCAGAUGACAAUCUGUGGUAUUUGCUGCCCACAUGUCUGUAUGCAUGUGUGGAAGUCAGAUGACAUCUGUGGUAUUUGCUGCCCACAUGUCUGUAUACAUGUGUGGAAGUCAGAUGACAAUCUGUGGUAUUUGCUGCCCACAUGUCUGUAUGCAUGUGUGGAAGUCAGAUGACAAUCUGUGGUAUUUGCUGCUCUCCUUCCACUAUGUGAGCCCCAGGGAUUGAACUCCAGGCAUCAGGUUAACAGCAUGUGCCUUUAUCUUGUAAGCUAUCUUGUCAAACCUGGAAUGUUUUCUUUCUUUUUUUCAAGACAGUGUUUCUCUGUGUAGCCAUGACUGUCCUGGAACUCACUCUGUAGAUCAGGGUGGCCUUGAAUAUAGAGAUCCACCUGCCUCUGCCUCCCUACUGAUGGGAUUAAAGGUCUGUGCCACCACCACCCAGCUUCUGGAAUAUUUUCUUAAUGCAGCUGUUUCAACAGGUGGCUUUUAUCAUAUGGAACAUGGCAUUUGAUUUAUUGGGAUUAUUAAAGAUGAGAGAUAAGUUUUAAAAAGAGACCAUCCAUUUCUGGUUGGAACAAUAGUAAUCUUAUUAAGACUCAGGCAGUGUAUUCUAUGAUAGGUCUUCAGUAUCUGUGGUUACUCUGUCAGAAAGACAGUAAGGAAACUAGGACUUAGUUUCCAUAGAAUAACAUCCAAAUCCUCUAGUGUGCUGAAAGCAGUGUUUACUGCCCAGACCGUCUCAGUCAUGCUUCAGACAAACCGUUGGUGAAGUUUAACGUGAGUCAGAACAUUGUGCUGCAGUGUGUCUUGUGUGGGAGUACACCAGGAGAAGUGGCAUGCACAUCUCAUGGUGACAGGCAGCUGGCAGACUUUUUUUAAAGUUCUUUAUUUUGAUGUGUAUUAUUUUUGAUAAUGUGUGUAGGUGUGGGUAUCUAUGCAUGUCACUGCCUGUAGAGAGGCCAGAGGCAUCAGGUCCCCUAAGGUUGCAGGGUAUUAUGAGCUGUCCAACUUGGGUGCUAAGAAUUGAACUCUGGUCUAGUGCUCUAAGCCACUGAACCUUCUCUCCAGCCCCUGAUAGAUAUUUUUAGCUAUAUACAUGAGCUUGGGAGAGGUGGGUGGUGGGUGGAAGAAAAUGAAAAGUUCAGGAAACAUGCUAAGGGCUAAUGAAAUGGCAGGUUUUAGCUUGAAAUAAGGAUAGUUCAAGAUACUUCUGUUCAAUCUUGGAAACAUUUUUAUAUCAUGUGAAAAGGCUAUUUUCCAUAAAUUUAAGAUAUUUUCAAAGCUACAUUUCUUUCACAGAGAUUUUUUUAGUAGAUAGGAUCUAAAUAUACCUUCAAGUUAAAUAGCAAAAAACCUGCAGAUGGCCAGGCAAGAAGGUGACAUCUGAUAGAAUGUCAUUUUGUUUUGUGUGUUCUCUACAGUGGCCAGUCAUUCCUAGGGAAUAUGUUGGCAUUUUCCCUAUAGUAGCAAUAGACAAUAACACAGUAUAGUCCAUGAUAUUAAUACAGAUGCUUUAAACAGUGAAUCAGGGGCAGGAACUUUCUAUGGAAAGGGACAGAUAACAAAUGUUUUAGGAUUUGUGGGCUUAGAUAGUCUCUGUCACAACCACUCAAUUCUGCUGUUGUAGAGAGAGUGGGUAUGAGUAGAUCCAGCCUGUUGAUGAGCCAGUGUAUGCAUACACCUACAGAUAUGCCUCAUUUUAAAUUACAGACAUACUCUGUAAACCUAAGAUAAAAGGUUCAGGAAAUAAAAUGGAUUUAGAUUUACUCAUUCAAUGUCUAUUUACUUUUGUCAGUUUAAAAUUUUAUGUGUAAAUUGCUAUGUCAGAUUCAUAGCAUUGCACAAUGGGAAAGGCAGGUUGGACCCUACUUUCAUGAGUAAUACUGUUAUGAAGACAGAUUCUGACCAAGUGUUCAAGUGCAUUAGAAUGGUUGUGUAACAUGCUUACAAGUAAAAGUGAUGCAGGGGUUAUUUGCUUUGUUAUUACUGUGUGUAUGUGUGUGUGUGUGUGUAUGCAUGCUCAUGCCUGUCACCAUGCAUAUAUGGAGAUUAGAGGACAACUUGUUGGAAUUAGUCUCCUUCUACCAUGUGGGUCCUAUGGCUCAAACUCAGAUGGUCAGGCUUUGUGCAUUUACCUGCUGAGCCAUCUUACCAGCUCUGAUUCCUUUAAGAAAUGGAUGGUUCACCCAGGCCAGCAUCCUGGGUCUUGGGUUGGCUUACCUAACAUCUAACCUACCCAUGACCUGCUGGAAUGCGUGAGGUCCUAUAUGAUUGAUAGCUACAGGAUCUCCAUGACUCGAGGCAACAGCAGGAUAUCUGAGAGGAGUUUCAGUGAGGGUCCAGUGAUGAUGGUGUGCCAGAGGCUUUGAACCAGACCAGUGACUCAUUGCAAUAAACACUUGCGGGAGGGCUGGUUGGACAGAAGGUCUACUGUGUGACACAUUGCAGUUCCAGUGCCACUAGGAAGGAUAAAGAGAUAUUAAAGAGAGAUCUGUUGGCAUCUGAAGGGAUGGCUCAUCCAUGGUCAGAAACCAAGCCAAAGACCAAAAACACUGGUCCUGUAAACAAGGUUCAAAACAGACUCCACUCUGCAGAGAAAGAAAGGAAAACAAAUUCAAGUGUUAAGCUGAAAUAUCCCAGUGUGCAGACUGCCAAUGAUGUGGCCAUCCCAGAUGAUUUCUCAGACUUCUCCCUUGCCAAGACAAUCAGCAGAAUUGAAGGGCAGCUGGAAGAGGACAGCUCGCCAGGGCACACCGAUGACGGCAUCUUCUGCGGUGUCAGUAAGGACAUUGGGACAGAGGCUCAGAUCAGAUUUCUCAAGGCCAAACUCCAUGUGAUGCAGGAGGAGCUGGACAGCGUUGUGUGUGAAUGCAGUAAGAAGGAGGAUGAAAUUCAGGACUUAAAGUCCAAGGUGAAAAACUUUGAAGAAGACUGUGUGAAACAGCAGCGAACAAUUAGUUCACAGCAGUCUCAGAUAGAGAAGUAUAAGAACCUUUUUGAAGAAGCAAACAACAGAUGUGAUGGACUUCAGCAGCAGCUCUCAUCGAUAGAGAGGGAAUUAGAAAAUAAAAGAAGAUUACAAAAACAGGCCGCUACAAGUCAAAGUGCCACAGAAGUUCGCCUGAAUCGCGCUCUUGAAGAAGCAGAGAAGUACAAAGUGGAGCUGAGCAAACUUAGGCAAAGUAACAAGGAUAUUGCAAAUGAGGACCACCAAAAAAUUGAAGUGUUAAAAUCAGAAAACAAGAAGCUAGAAAGACAAAAAGGAGAAUUAUUGAUAGGGUUCAAGAAACAAUUGAAAUUAAUUGACAUUUUGAAAAGGCAGAAGAUGCACAUUGAAGCUGCCAAGAUGCUGUCUUUCAGCGAGGAAGAGUUUAUGAAGGCUCUUGAGUGGGGCAGUUCAUGAGUGAGCGACUUCAACGUGACGCUUGUUUGUGAGCGUUUAUCCAACAUUGAAUUGUAUUGCUUCUUUGCUGUUCAUAAGCAAUGAAAUGUUUGUGAAAUAAAAAGUUCAGGGAUUA